GAAAACAUGUCAAUACAAGAUCUGUCAAAUUGUUGAUUUCUUUGAAACUGUUGAGUUGAAAGGCCGCGUAAAAUUUAAUAAAUGAAUGUUAUCUUUGUAUAAUAAACUAUGUAUUGUAAUCCAAAAUAUCAACUGAAAUGAUCGACACAGACUCAAGUGUCCUAAACAAAGUUGAGGGUUAUUUUAACUCAAUACAUGUCGUGUGAUGUAAAAAUGUUUCUUUAAUUUUGAAGUAACAACAAUGUUAAAUAUUUACUAUGAACAACUUGCCUUCUACUAGUAAAUCAAAACAAAAUGAUGGAUUUGAGGACGAUGAAAUAUUCGAGGACUCUUCGUUGCUGGCCGAUUUUGAUAAUUCCUUUGUGCAAAGAUCCAAGUUCUCUGAGAGUAAUUUGAAUGAUUCUAGAAACAAAAGUGGACUUAACGUUAGUGCUCUAUGUUGUGAUGAACAGAUCAGUGGAUAUGAUAAGCUGACAGGCAAGACAUGGAUCUACCCAACCAACUACCCAGUUCGGGACUACCAGUUCAAUAUUAUAAAAGCUGCCAUGCUUCAGAAUACCUUGGUUAGUCUUCCCACAGGAUUGGGUAAGACCUUUAUAGCAGCAGUGAUAAUGUACAACUUCUACCGCUGGUAUCCACUGGGGAAGAUAGUGUUCACUGCACCAACCCGUCCACUAGUUGCACAACAAAUAGAUGCAUGCUAUAACAUUAUUGCUAUACCACCCAGUGAUACUAUUGAAAUGACAGGUCAUAUGCAAGUCAACACCAGGAAAGAACAUUGGAAGAACAAAAGAGUCUUCUUUGCCACUCCACAAGUGAUUUACAAUGACAUGAAGUCUGGCAUAUGUCCUUGUGAUAAAAUUCGUUGUCUUGUGAUUGAUGAGGCUCAUAGAGCGAGAGGGAACUAUGCAUAUUGCCAGAUUAUAUCAACCUUAGAUGAUGUUGGUCAUAAAACAUACAGGAUACUGGCCUUAUCUGCCACUCCUGGAAGUAAGGUUGAAGAUGUUAUAAAUGUUGUAAAAAAUUUACAUAUAGCCCACUUGGAACUAAGGACCGAAAACUGUAUCGACGUAGCGCCGUAUAGCCACGCUCGGAAGAUCAAAACUGUGGUACUAGAGCUGGGAUUCGAGUUAACUCACAUUAGGCAGCAGUAUAUUGAGAUUUUAGACGGAUACGCCAGAAGACUGAAACAAAUGAACAUACUGCCUCCUAACUUAGGGAAUCUGUCUAAAGGCCGGAUCGUGAUGUUGUAUAAAGAGUAUCAGCAGAAAGAUCGAAGUUUGAGGCAUCCACAACACAACUACAUAAUGAAAGACUUCACGAUCCUGAUCGCUCUGUAUCAUGGGCUGGAGCUGCUGGUUCAGCACGGUUCUAGAAUAUUCCUCAACUUCUUCGAUGAGCAUCCGGAGAAAUCUUGGAUGCAGUCGGAUGAUAGACUGACAGCCUUGCUGGAGAGGCUGCGUGACGACCUGGGCGUGAAUCCUUUGUCACUAGACAGGAGUAUACUCCCUGAUGGGACAAUACCUGAGAUACCAAAGGACUUGACAUUCGGUCAUCCCAAGUUUGAUAAACUGAAAGAAAUAAUGACAUAUCAUUUCGCUAAAGCACAGCAAAUGAAACAAGAUACAAGAGCAAUAGUAUUCUGCGAGUACCGUGAGAGUGUGAACUUAGUACACUGCCUACUGCUGCAGUGUCGCCCUCUCAUCAAACCGAUGAUGUUUGUGGGACAAGGUGCCUCUGGUAAAGACGGCAAAACGGUGGUAUCUCAAAAGCAGCAAUUGCGAGUUAUGCGAAGUUUCCGUGAAGGGCAAUGCAACGUGCUAGUAGCCACCUGUGUCGCUGAGGAAGGGCUCGACGUGGGUUCCGUGGACCUCAUCAUCUGCUUCGACAUAUCCACCAAGUCUCCCGUACGAUUGGUACAGAGGUGCGGCCGCACAGGUCGAGAGCGCGGAGGUGAAGUCUUCAUUCUCGUGACUGAGGGUCGAGAACAUCAGACUCUAAUAGACUGUAUGCGACAACGAGACGGGUUGAACAAGAAGGUGCUUCAAUCCAAAGAGGUUGAGAACAACCUGUAUAAGCUGAACCCUCGUAUGAUCCCUUACGACUUCAUGCCUCAAUGUCAGAAGAUGUACAUCACUGUAGAAAAGAAACAGGACCCUAAAGAGAAGGCUAAAGAAGGGAUUGAUAAGGCUAAGAAGGGACAAAAAGACCUGCGUUCAAUGUUGGCCAGACCGUCUACAAGUUCGGGUUCUUCAGGCAGGGAAAAUGACAGUAGAGGUUUGAUCACUGAAAAUGAGUUCAAGGAGUUAUUCCCCGAAGGAUAUAGCAGCACGUCAUUGUUCGCUAGACCUCAGGAGUACUGGGCGAUGAGUAGAGAAAAAAUUAAAGAAAUAUCAACGGAUACACCAGACGAAACAGAAUUGAAACUAAGUAAAUGGUUGGAAUGGCAGCGGACGCUACAGAACACUGUAAACGUCCAGCACUCGAGGGAUGCAGAGAUACUUGCAGAACUGCUGCAGUAUAGUGAUGCAAAGAGAUUUGACAUGCCUGCCUCUACACAAAAUCCUUGUUUCGGCAGCCAAGAACUUCGCACCCAACCGCUCGUUUUACAAUCUCCAGCUAAAAUAAAUAUGUCUCCAGCGAAAACGAAUAGAUCUCCAGCCAAAAUCAAUAAACAAACGAAUAAAAAGAAACAAAAAGUUCCUUUAUCUAGGCCGUUGGAUAAAAAGGAUGGAGACAUUCGAGCUCUGUUUAGUACAGCGACAAAAUCGACUAAAAAUUAUACUAAACUCAUUAGUGACUUAGGACUACAAUCUGACAGCGGUGUGCCCACACGACUCAUAAGCUUACUCGUAGACUUAAGCCUGGAAAAUACAAUUACUAACAAAAAUUGUUACAUCUGCCAAAAUAUUUGCGAUUGCAACCUUCUAAAGAGUAAAACACAGGAUAAUAAACUACCUAUGGUGGUCUUAGAAACUAUAAAACAACCGAAACUACCUAAUUUAUAUUUGAUCGAUGAUUUUGACGCAGAAACAAUAAUGAAGUGUAUGAAAAAGCCCGAUAAGAAAGAUGAUUAUGAUGUCAAUAUGAAUAAUUUUGAUUUAGGAGACGAUUUUCUUUGCGAAAGUCCCGUCUACGAUACACCUAUUGAGGAAGAUAAUAAAAUAAAAACAGAGACUGCAGUUACAGAUAAUUUUGAUUUAGGUGACAUUGAUGACAUAUUUGCUAACAGCAGUCCGGAAGAAGCUAUAGAAAAAGAAAUAGAGAAGCAUGACAAGUCUGUAGAAAAAGAAGUCGAAGAGAGAAUAAAGAAAGACAAAGUACUUCCUGACAAAAGUGAAGUGCUUAUUACAGGAAAGGAUGGAGACCUUGAAGAAAAAGACGAAGUAGUUAUAGACAAAGACGAUGAACCUAAGGAAGCUAAAGACACUCUAGGCUUCUUCGGUUUAGACAGCAUUGAGGACAUAUUUGCUGACGACGAAAUCGACAAUACUCCUCCAGAACCAACUCAAAACAAAACCAAAGAUAUACAACAAAAUACUAAGAUCCAAAGAUCCAGAUCACCUUCCGUACAAUACCCACUCAGCCCCUCAAUCCUAUCUGGUAGGGUGAAACAAGAUCUGCCGACUUCACCAAUAUUGGGCAGCCAAUCUUGCAGAUUCCAGCUAAGCACAAAAAAGAAUCGAUCAUCGAAUUCUAAACCAAGUGAACAUAGUUGUAGAAAGCGACUGAUUCAAGAUUCAACAAAUAAUAACUUUGAUAUUGAACAAUCUGGAAGUUCUAGGAGACCUAGUCUUAUAGAUACAAGCAAUAAAAGCCUAAUGACAAUCACACAACUAGUAGAAAUGAUAAAUAAAACUGGUAAUGAAUCCACAUCGAAAACAAAUAAUUUUAAUAAAGACCAAGAAAAAGAGAGAAGUCCCUCUCCAAUACUCUUAACGCAGGCUGAGAAGAGGUCCAUGGUCCACACAAACUCUAUUGACAGAUCCUGUGUCAGCACAAACGCUUUAGACAAAUCUAUCGCUUCCACAUCUAAAACUAAAGACAGUCUCAUUGUAUUAGACAGUGAUACUGAUUCAGACCACGACAGCACACAAGUGUAUGACGUCACAGAUUGCUUUAACAUUAACAAUUUUAGUAAAAUAAAUAAUACUAAUACCAGCCCUAUGGUAAACAAGAGAAAAAGAGACUUAGACGAUAGUAAUGUAAUAACAGCCUCUCCGUAUUUCAAUAAAAAACAGAAAUUAGACAACGAAGCCACCAAAGAAAUGUCAUUACAAGAAAGAGUGUUAGCAGCCAUGAAAAGGAACAAAAGCAAAAUCGGGAGCAAUGAUAAAACGGUACUAAAUUGUGUAGUGUCACAAGGACUCUUGUCUCAAAAGGAAAAUAAAAAUCCUCAGCUCUUAAACGGAGAUGCUGACGACGAAAAAAGUGAAGAACCACCAAAACAAAUGAAUUUAAGUAUGCUACAAAUGUUCAGACGAGAGAACAAACUUCAAACAGUUAGGAAUAAAUUUAACACAAUAUUCAAAACUCCCAAAUCUCCUUUACUCGAUAAACGAAAACUAGAUUUUGAUGAUAGCGAUGACGAUUUUGUAGAUGACAAAAACUGUGGUCCUAACAACUGCAAAGAGAACAAAAUAGAUGAAACUUACAGAUCUACAACUAAUCACAAAGUAAGAAAAAAAAAGAAAAAAGGCAAUGAUUUCUUGGACUUGGAGGCUGAACUGACGGAUGAAGAGGAUCAAAGCGGUGAUGAGCUGUCCGACGAAAGCAUCGGCAGCAUAGUGGACUUUAUAUGCGAUGAUGAUAACAUUACCCACCACGAGGAUAUACAAGCAGUUUACCUCAAGUCUGUCAAGAGUCCUGUAAGAGGUGGCGGUUUUAAGAUACCAGAGUUACCAACAAGGUUUAAUAAGGAAGACAUUUUAUCUCAGUAUGUCGAAGAAGAUUCUUACGAAAUGGAUAGUUUCUGUGUGGGUUCCAACAUCGGUUUAACACAAGGGCACGAAAUAUCAGAGCUAGAAUUAGCUGAAAUGAAAUUAGAAGCGAAGAGAAAAGCAAAGAAAAAGUUCAGGAGAAUUUGUUCGCAGGAAGAAAGUCCGGAUAUAGCAGUGGUAAAAAAAAGUAAACCUAAAAGGAGACUUAUUGAAAGUGAUUCUGAGGAUAGCUCUUAGUGGUAUAGUUGGUAAAUGUAUCUGGUGCUAGACAUAGAUUGUGAUUGUUGGAGUAGAGUUGCUAACUUUUUGUUAUUUUUUUACACCUACACAGAGUCCCGUUUUUAUUAUGAGAUAGAAACUAUGACAAAAGGCACUCGCUAGCAACUCGCGGAUGCAUCUCUCAAAGUCGUCAGUUUUUGUAUAAAAACUCAAUCUUACUCUUGUGUGCCAUAAUUAUGAGACAACAUUGUAAUACACUAUAGGUAUAUUAAAUACUCAAUGAAGCUAUGUCAAUUUCUUACGAUUAGCAUUCAGCCGGUCUGAAUAAGUCACUGUGAUAUAAAUUAUAGUAAUGAUUAAUAAUACUUUGUAUUCAUUUUUAAGUGCAACUUGUAAUUUAUUAUGUAAUUAAUGUGUAG
Messenger RNA from Spodoptera exigua (beet armyworm), 5578 nucleotides. The record is from the annotation of a GenBank genome assembly. NCBI's taxonomy places the organism in Eukaryota, Metazoa, Arthropoda, Insecta, Lepidoptera, Noctuidae.